AUGACAUCAAUAGAUCUGACAGAAGUCAAGACAUCAAUAGAUCUGACAGAAGUCAUGACAUCAAUAGAUCUGACAGAAGUCAAGACAUCAAUAGAUCUGACCGAAGUCAUGACAUCAAUAGAUCUAACAGAAGUCAUGACAUCAAUAGAUCUGAUAGGUCAUGACAUCAAUAGAUCUGACAGAAGUCAUGACAUCAAUAGAUUUGAUAGAAGUCAUGACAUCAAUAGAUCUGACAGAAGUCAUGACAUCAAUAGAUCUGACAGAAGUCAUGACAUCAAUAGAUCUGACAGAAGUCAUGACAUCAAUAGAUCUGACAGAAGUCAUGACAUCAAUAGAUCUGACAGAAGUCAUGACAUCAAUAGAUCUGACAGAAGUCAUGACAUCAAUAGAUCUGACAGAAGUCAUGACAUCAAUAGAUCUGACAGAAGUCAUGACAUCAAUAGAUCUGAUAGAAGUCAUGACAUCAAUAGAUCUGACAGAAGUCAUGACAUCAAUAGAUCUGACAGAAGUCAUGACAUCAAUAGAUCUGACAGAAGUCAUGACAUCAAUAGAUCUGACAGAAGUCAUGACAUCAAUAGAUCUGACAGAAGUCAUGACAUCAAUAGAUCUGACAGAAGUCAUGACAUCAAUAAAUCUGACAGAAGUCAUGACAUCAAUAGAUCUGACAGAAGUCAUGACAUCAAUAGAUCUGACAGAAGUCAUGACAUCAAUAGAUCUGACAGAAGUCAUGACAUCAAUAGAUCUGACAGAAGUCAUGACAUCAAUAGAUCUGACAGAAGUCAUGACAUCAAUAGAUCUGACAGAAGUCAUGACAUCAAUAGAUCUGACAGAAGUCAUGACAUUAAUAGAUCUGACAGAAGUCAUGACAUCAAUAGAUCUGAUAGAAGUCAUGACAUCAAUAGAUCUGACAGAAGUCAUGACAUCAAUAGAUCUGACAGAAGUCAUGACAUCAAUAGAUCUGACACAAGUCAUGACAUCAAUAGAUCUGACAGAAGUCAUGACAUCAAUAGAUCUGACAGAAGUCAUGACAUCAAUAGAUUUGAUAGAAGUCAUGACAUCAAUAGAUCUGACAGAAGUCAUGACAUCAAUAGAUCUGACAGAAGUCAUGACAUCAAUAGAUCUGACAGAAGUCAUGACAUCAAUAGAUCUGACAGAAGUCAUGACAUCAAUAGAUCUGACAGAAGUCAUGACAUCAAUAGAUCUGAUAGAAGUCAUGACAUCAAUAGAUCUGACAGAAGUCAUGACAUCAAUAGAUCUGACAGAAGUCAUGACAUCAAUAGAUCUGACAGAAGUCAUGACAUCAAUAGAUCUGACAGAAGUCAUGACAUCAAUAGAUCUGACAGAAGUCAUGACAUCAAUAGAUCUGACAGAAGUCAUGACAUCAAUAGAUCUGACAGAAGUCAUAGCAACAUCAAAAAGAAGUCAUGA
This is a messenger RNA of Physella acuta, 1428 nucleotides long. Its product is annotated as dentin sialophosphoprotein-like. The record is from RefSeq and is a predicted model, not a curated record. Lineage: Eukaryota; Metazoa; Mollusca; Gastropoda; Physidae.